This is a messenger RNA of Triticum aestivum (bread wheat), 743 nucleotides long. RefSeq names its product cytochrome c. Lineage: Eukaryota; Viridiplantae; Streptophyta; Magnoliopsida; Poales; Poaceae. The record is from RefSeq and is a predicted model, not a curated record. Gene Ontology annotation, molecular function: heme binding; electron transfer activity. The transcript is spliced from 3 exons. Bases 161 to 499 code for a protein of 112 amino acids.
AGGCAGAACCAGAACAGACCUGAACGAGCCCGAUCACCAUUCCCCGCCCGCCUCCAGCCUCCAGCCUCCUGCGACCCGGAUCGCCUUCCGUUCCUCCAGCCGAGGGAUCCCCAACCCUAGCCCGGCAACCGUCCGCGCGGGAUCAGCGCCGGCAGCGGCGAUGGCGUCGUUCUCGGAGGCACCCCCGGGGAACCCCGCGGCCGGCGAGAAGAUCUUCAAGACCAAGUGCGCCCAGUGCCACACCGUCGACAAGGGCGCCGGCCACAAGCAAGGGCCUAACCUGAAUGGUCUGUUUGGGAGGCAGUCUGGCACGACUGCUGGAUACUCUUACUCUACGGCCAACAAGAGCAUGGCUGUGGUUUGGGAGGAGAAAACACUGUAUGACUACCUGCUUAAUCCGAAGAAGUACAUCCCUGGAACUAAGAUGGUGUUCCCUGGACUGAAGAAGCCCCAGGAGCGUGCUGAUCUCAUCGCAUACCUGAAGAGUGCCACAGCUUGAAAGGGCUUUGCUUUGCAGCCACGGUCCUAAAACAGUUAAUAAAUAUAGACAUUGCCACGGUGUCGCUCUGGUUUGACGGGGUGUGUCGCCGAGACAGUUAAAGAGUUUGGUACUAGCAUUUCUCCUUACAAUGAUUUGUUUUCUUCAGCAAAAUGCGCUGCCAUAAUGGCCGUUUCCCAGGCCUUUUGUGAACCUGUUGUUGUUGUUGUUGACGAUGAUCAGUUGUUUGGGCGGUAGAUCUCAA